AUGUCUCUCUGUAAGAAGAUGACGCUGGAUAAAGUGGAUGUUAAGGGGAAGCGAGUGAUCAUGAGGGUCGACUUCAACGUCCCCAUGAAGCAGAACCAGAUCACGAACAACCAGAGGAUCAAGGAGACCAUCCCAAGCCUCAAAUACUGCCUGGACAAUGGUGCCAAGUCGGUCGUCCUCAUGAGUCACCUUGGCCGGCCGGAUGGUGUGCCCAUGCCGGACAAGUACUCCUUAAAUCCCGUGGCCGCCGAGCUGAAGUCUUUGCUGGGCAUCGACGUGCUCUUCCUGAACGACUGCGUGGGCCCAGAAGUGGAGAAAGCCUGCGCCAACCCGCCCCAAGGCUCGGUCAUCUUGCUGGAGAACUUGCGCUUUCACGUCGAGGAAGAAGGGAAGGGCCAGGACCCUUCCGGAAAGAAGAUCAAGGCUGACCCAGAGAAAGUGAAAGCUUUCCGGGAGUCCCUCUCCAAGCUCGGGGACAUCUACGUCAAUGACGCCUUUGGCACUGCGCACCGCGCUCACAGCUCCAUGGUCGGCGUGAAUUUGCCCAUAAAGGCGUCGGGGUUCCUCAUGAAGAAAGAACUGGAUUACUUUGCCAAAGCCUUGGAACACCCAGAGAGACCCUUCCUGGCCAUCCUCGGUGGAGCCAAAGUGGCAGACAAGAUCCAGCUCAUCAAAAACAUGCUGGACAAGGUCAAUUUCAUGAUCAUUGGUGGCGGGAUGGCCUACACCUUCCUCAAGGUGCUCCAGAACAUGGAGAUUGGCUCGUCCCUGUUCGACGAAGAGGGCGCCAAGAUUGUCAAAGAGAUCAUGGCCAAAGCAGAAAAGAACCAGGUGAAGAUGACCUUUCCGGUUGACUUCGUCACUGCCAACAAGUUCGAGGAGAAUGCCGAGGUUGGACAAGCCACCGUGCAGUCCGGCAUCCCUGCCGGCUGGAUGGGUUUGGACUGUGGUCCUGAGAGCAUCAAACUGAACGCCCAGAUUGUGGCCCAGGCGAAGCUGAUUGUCUGGAAUGGACCUCUAGGGGUAUUUGAGUGGGAUGCGUUUGCGAAGGGAACCAAAGCUCUUAUGGACGAGGUCGUGAAAGCCACUUCCAGGGGCUGCAUUACCAUUAUAGGGGGUGGAGACACUGCCACCUGCUGCGCCAAAUGGGGCACUGAAAACAAUGUCAGCCACGUGAGCACUGGAGGCGGGGCCAGCCUUGAGCUUCUGGAAGGGAAAGUCCUGCCUGGAGUAGAUGCCCUCACCAGUUUGGAGGGGCCAGCAUAUUGCCCCGACAACAAUUAA
Jaculus jaculus (lesser Egyptian jerboa) is the source of this 1284-nucleotide messenger RNA. It is a transcript of the gene Pgk2, whose product is annotated as phosphoglycerate kinase 2. Bases 1 to 1284 code for a protein of 427 amino acids. Gene Ontology annotation, cellular component: sperm fibrous sheath; cytosol; extracellular exosome. Gene Ontology annotation, molecular function: ADP binding; ATP binding; phosphoglycerate kinase activity. The record is from RefSeq and is a predicted model, not a curated record. The transcript has a single exon. Lineage: Eukaryota; Metazoa; Chordata; Mammalia; Rodentia; Dipodidae. Gene Ontology annotation, biological process: glycolytic process; gluconeogenesis.